UAUGGUUUUGUGGACGAUGAAGGACGUCACAGCCCGCGUUUCGGUACCUUUGAUAACGUCCCCCCCCCCACCACACUGUGGUACUGGAUUUGGGUUUUAAGCCCACAGUCCGUAAGGGAUGUUUCGGUCCCAGCCCAUCGCCAAACUCGUAUGUCUGCAUUUAAGGGGAGCUGCGCGAACAUUCGGACACGAAGCGCCUGAGGCAUCGACUGGGACUUUAUCUAAGAUUGGAAUCGGAGAGGAGGUUACGCGACCGCGCAGCAUGAAGACGUCCGACGUGCUCGUGAAGGCGCUGGAGAAUGAGAAUAUUGAGUACAUAUUUGGAAUACCAGGAGAGGAGAAUCUGGAUUUUCUUGACUCGUUGCGAGGUUCGAGUAUAAAGCUGGUGGUGACGCGCCAUGAGCAGGCUGCAGGAUUCAUGGCUGCCACAGUGGGCCGCCUCACUGGAAAGGCUGGCUGUUGCUUGUCUACUCUUGGCCCAGGUGCUACCAAUUUUGCUACAGCAGCUGCAUAUGCUCAGCUAGCUGGGUUCCCCAUGAUGAUGAUCACUGGGCAGAAGCCGAUUCGGAAGAGUAAGCAGGGCUCCUUUCAGAUUGUGGACAUUGUGGAAUGCAUGCGUCCGAUGACGAAGUUUGCUAAACAAAUCGUGGACGGAGACUUGGUGCCUUCAUUAGUGAGGGAGGCUGUUCGAGUCGCAGAAGAAGAGCGACCUGGCGCUGUGCACUUGGAGUUACCUGAAGAUAUUGCAGGAACAGACACGGAUGCACAUCCAUUUCCUGUUUAUCCAGUCAGACGGCCGAUUGCUGAAGAUAAAGCAAUCAACAAAGCCAUUGAAAUGAUCCACAAUGCUUCCCAUCCUCUCCUCUUGAUUGGAGCAGGUGCUAAUCGCAAAUUAACACAGAAAAUGCUUAGGGAGUUUGUAGAUCAGGUGCACAUACCUUUUGUGACGACUCAAAUGGGCAAGGGUGUUGUGUCUGAUGACCACCCGUUGUAUUUAGGGUGCUGUGCACUAUCAGCGAAGGACUAUGUGCACGUGUGCAUUGAGAAAGCUGAUUUGAUUAUCAAUGUUGGCCAUGACGUGGUUGAGAAGCCUCCUUUCUUGAUGAAAUUUGGUGAACCUCCUCUAGUUAUCCACGUCAAUUUCUACAGCGCAAAAGUGGACAACGUCUACUUUCCGCAGUUGGAAGUGGUGGGCGACAUAGCGAAUACAAUCUGGAAAUUCAAGGAGCGCCUGAAGAAUCAACCUUGUUGGGACACUUCUUUCAUGUUGGAUGUGAAAAAAGAAUUCGAGGCACACAUGUUGAAGGGUGUUGAUGACCCUCGUUUCCCACUUGUACCGCAGCGAGUAGUGGCAGAUUUGCGAAAACAAGUCCCUCAUGAUGGCAUCGUGUGCUUGGACAAUGGUAUGUACAAGAUCUGGUUUGCUCGGUGUUAUAAGGCAUAUGAGCGGAAUACGUUGCUUUUAGACAACGCUCUUGCAAGUAUGGGUGCUGGACUUCCAUCAGCAAUGGCAGCGGCGAUCCUUCACCCAGAGAAGAAGAUUGUUGCUGUUUGUGGUGACGGUGGAUUCAUGAUGAAUUCACAAGAGCUGGAAACAUGCGUUCGAUUGAAACUGAAUUUGACAGUCUUGAUCCUAAACGACAAUGCUUACGGCAUGAUUAAGUGGAAGCAAAACCUCGUCGGAUUUGAGAAGUUUGGUUUGAACCUCGGAAAUCCAGAUUUUGUCGCAUACGCAAACAGCUAUGGCGCAAAGGGAUACCGAGUGACAAGUGCUGACGAGUAUUCCAAAAUACUACAUGAGUGCUUGCAUGGCAACCACGAGGGUGUGAAAGUUGUUGAGGUGCCUGUGGACUACACAUGGGCAAAUGAAAUACUAGACCAUGAGUUGCCCAAGUUGAUCCAGAAACGUAAAUCGCAAGAAGCUUCUCAAACGGGGAUUUCAAAGGCUCUUGCAAGCGCAUCUCCCAAUGCUGUCUGAAUGAUGUGGGCUGUGGCUCAGUUGAAGAUAUUUUAGCGUUUAGGAUUCGGUGGUUUCAGAUGCAUUCAGAAGCAGGUGCUAGAAAUGGUGUUUGAAUAAGAGAAACAAUUAGUUGUACUAUAUAGUGAGUUCUCAUACAUCAGUUGUAAUGAUCGAUAGACUUGAGGAUUAUUAUACUUUGUUCAUAUAGAUCGCCGACGACUCCUCGGGUUGAAGAGAACGUUGUGUGUCCUCGAACACAAACAAAAACUCUAUUAGUUUAUAAACCAUAAGAUGAUUUUAUCUUCCCUAGAAUUUUUUAAAAGAAUUAUUAAGAUGUUUGUAAAUUUUUUCGAAA
Molecule: messenger RNA, 2315 nt
Organism: Physcomitrium patens
Lineage: Eukaryota; Viridiplantae; Streptophyta; Bryopsida; Funariales; Funariaceae
Biological process (GO): L-valine biosynthetic process
Cellular component (GO): acetolactate synthase complex
Molecular function (GO): thiamine pyrophosphate binding; flavin adenine dinucleotide binding; acetolactate synthase activity
Source: RefSeq, a predicted model, not a curated record